UCCCGGAGGCCGUCUGGCAGAUGGAGCGCAAAGGCCGGGCUGGUGGCGGGACCCGGCCCAGGACAGGCUUCGGCGCGCAGUGCGCGUGCGCGGAGCAAAGAGCUGCCGUCCUUUCAGUGGGUCGCAGAUGGCGGCGGCCGAGGAGCCCUCGCUGGAGCCAGCGGCUUCAGAACAACCCGCGGAGCUGCCUGCCUCGGUGCGGGCGAGCAUCGAGCGGAAGCGGCAGCGGGCGCUGAUGCUGCGCCAGGCCCGGCUGGCUGCCCGGCCCUACCCGGCGACGGCGGCGGCGGCUACUGGAGGUGUGACUAAUGUAAAAGCAGCUCCAAAGAUAAUUGACACUAAAGGAGGUUUCAUUUUGGAAGAGGAAGAAGAAGAAAACAAAAUUGGAAAUGUUGUUCAUCAACCAGGACCUGUUAUGGAAUUUGAUUAUACAAUAUGUGAAGAAUGUGGGAAAGAAUUUAUGGAUUCUUAUCUUAUGAACCACUUUGAUUUGGCCACUUGUGAUAACUGCAGAGAUGCCGAUGAUAAACACAGGCUUAUAACUAAAACAGAAGCAAAAGAAGAAUACCUUCUGAAGGACUGUGAUUUAGAAAAAAGAGAACCAGCUCUUAAAUUUAUUGUGAAGAAGAAUCCUCAUCAUUCACAAUGGGGUGAUAUGAAACUCUACUUAAAACUGCAGAUUGUGAAGAGGUCUCUUGAAGUUUGGGGUAGUCAGGAAGCAUUAGAAGAAGCAAAGGAAGUUCGACAGGAAAAUCGAGAAAAAAUGAAACAGAAGAAGUUUGACAAAAAAGUAAAAGAAUUGCGGCGAGCAGUAAGAAGCAGUUUGUGGAAAAGGGAAACGAUUGCUCAUCAACACGAGUAUGGACCAGAAGAAAACGUAGAAGAUGACAUGUACCGUAAGACUUGUACUACGUGUGGCCAUGAACUGACAUAUGAAAAAAUGUGAUUAUAAGUUAAGUGAUCCAUUUUUUAGAAUUUUAUAUUUAAAUAAAGGAAAUUUAUAAUAGAUUGGCCCUGUUCAAAAUUC
Messenger RNA from Lemur catta (Ring-tailed lemur), 1027 nucleotides. It is a transcript of the gene XPA, whose product is annotated as XPA, DNA damage recognition and repair factor. The record is from RefSeq and is a predicted model, not a curated record. Gene Ontology annotation, biological process: base-excision repair; nucleotide-excision repair, DNA damage recognition; nucleotide-excision repair involved in interstrand cross-link repair. Gene Ontology annotation, molecular function: damaged DNA binding. The coding region runs from base 128 to 946 and encodes 272 amino acids. The transcript is spliced from 6 exons. Lineage: Eukaryota; Metazoa; Chordata; Mammalia; Primates; Lemuridae. Gene Ontology annotation, cellular component: nucleotide-excision repair factor 1 complex.